CAACGCUGUUGGUCCUCUUGGUCCUUGUUCUGGUUUUCUAAAACCCUGUGUUAAAAACCUUGGUGUGUUUUUAGACGGUUCUUUUAAUCUUUACAGACAGGUGAGUGCAGUGGUCCAAUCAGGUUUUUAUCAUUUAAGGCAGAUAGCAAAGGUGAAGCCAUACCUUCCUGCUAAUGUCCUCGAACAUGUCAUCCACCUGUUCGUGUCUUGCCGAUUGGACUACUGCAACUCCCUGUAUUCUGGCCUGGACCAGUCCUCCCCACACUGACUUCAGCAGGUCCAAAAUGCAGCGGCUCGCUUGCUGACUGGAACCAGCAAGUGGAUCACAUAACCCCGGUUCUGGCCGCUCUCCAUUGGCUUCCUGUCUCUUACAGGAUCCGUUUCAAAUUUUUACUUUUUGUUUUUAAAUCCCUUCAUGGCCUGGCCCCAGUUUACAUCUCUGAGCUGCUGUCCGCUUACGUCCCUGCCAGAACCAUGAGGUCCAGCUCUCAAGCUCUUUUAACAGUUCCAAAAACCCGCCACAAGACUCGCGGCGACAGAGCGUUCUCUGUGGUUGGGCCCAAACUGUGGAACAAGCUACCUCUCAACAUCAGGACCACACAGAAUCUAGAGCAUUUUAAAUCCCUUCUUAAGAUGCAAUUUUUUGAUUUGGCUUUUAAUGCUGGCUGACUUGAGCAUCUUAAUAGUUUUUAACAGUUUUUAUCAUAGAUUGUGACUGUUGUGUGCUCAUCUUAUUUUAGGUUUUUAUUGUUGAUUUGUUGUAUCUUGUUUAGUUUUACCUUGUCCAGUGCUUUGGUGUAGCUUUGCUGCUGUAAAUGCGCUCUGUAAGUAAAAUUGACCUUGACCUUGACCAAAGCUGCAUUAUUGGUACUGGAAAGGUGAAAUCUAAGCCCCGCCCCUAUUUAAAGUGGGGUUUUCACAUUUUUACAUAGAUAGCUUCUUUUACUCCUCUCUCAAAUCAUCUAUCUUCUCUGUCCAGAAUGUGGACUUUGUCAUCGUCAAAGGUGUGUCCCUUGUCCUUCAGGUGAAGGUGGACUGCAGAGUUUUGACCUGAAGAGGUGACUCUCCUGUGUUGUGUUAUGUUCUUGUGUAAUUGUUGUUUAGUUUCUCUAAUGUAAACAUCUGGACAGUCCUCACUACACUGGACUGCAUAAACGACCCCACUGAGCUUCUGUUUGGGUAUUUUGUCUUCUGGAUGGACCAGGUUCUGUCUGAGGGUGUUGUUGGGUUAAAGUUUACCGGGAUGUUGUGUUUGGAGAAGAUUCUUCUAAGUUUCUCUGAGACUCCUGCCACGUAUGUGAUGAUGGUGCCUUUGUGUAAAGGAUGUUGUUGUUAGGUUGGUAGCAGAGCUCUCAUGUUUAGUGUUAAGUUCAGUGAGAUCAUGGAAUGGGAUCAAGAAUUUUCUACUGACAGGAAAAAGAUCUCAGCUAACAUAGCUGUAGAUCACACUGGAUAAGUCUCUGUGGUUGCAUUUAUUUUACAUUUAUUUUACUACCUCUUACUAGAGCUGUCUUUAGUAGGCGCAAAAUAUAUUUGGUUGUACACCUGUGCAAUAGCAAUAAAGUAUCUUGAUUCCUGUUAAAUGUACUUCCUGAAUGAGUGACCUUUUCAGGCUAAAACAACAAAAUGACAAAUACAGACAGAAGGACGACUUAUUUCUUCUUUUAUAAUGCCUUGCAUCACCACCUGGUAUCAGAACAGGACUCAGUAUUGGAAGAUAAUCAAAAAUCAAACAACUUGGACUCAGAUCAGGGGCAAAAAUGUGGUUGUAACAUCUCUAGAUAAGUCAGCUUUAAAAACUAAAACUAUUAUUUAUGAACUAACAUUAACACUAAUGACACUAAUUUAUAUAUUUUUAUUAUGUUGUUUGAACCCAAGGGUCUCAUUAUCUGAAUUUUCUAACUUAUUGGAUUGCUCUAUAAGUGCCCCUUUUUUUACUUUGAGCACCCACCCCGUCAAAGGUCUCUGCACGGCCCUGCGCUGUGCGUCGACAUGAUCAGGACACAGUAGGUGCGCGGCUAAAUAAGUUUGGGAACAUCUUUGAUUGGAGGCGGUACACCUGCAUGCGCUGCCCACGAGCUCACGUGACUUAUCAGCCGCCAAUCUGGGUGGGAGUGAACAACGUGCGCGCUCCACCUCUUGGUCCUAAUUACCCAUCAAGACUUUGUACGGAAGAAAUCAUCAACCCCUUUCGUGUUGCAGGGAAACUGCGCUAAAGGCGGAAUUAAAGCUGCGGCGGUCAUUUUCCACCUGGCAAUCAUGGAGUCAAACAGGAAAGCCUUUCAGCCCUGGAGAGAUUACAUGGGGCUGUCGGACACAGUCAGAGAGAUUUUGGGUUUGAUCACCGCCACAGAGUCGCCAGGUACCAGUGCUGACUUGCGCAUGCACGCAGUCUGUGCACACGGGGUUGCGGAUUUUCACCCUCCAUCUGCGUUGCCUGGCUUGGUGGCUCGCACUGUCCCGAACUCCACUGAUGACUUGCGGUUCGCAACAGAUCUCUCCGGACCGACGACCUCCGUAGGGCCAGAGGAACGCAAGAAGAGCCUCCGCGAAGCUCCGGUUCCGCCUGCGUCUGAGCGCGUGAUGUGCAGCUUCUGCAAACAUAACAAUGAGUCUGAGCAGGUGUACAGGUCCCACCGUCUGAAGAACCAUGCAGGAGAAGUACUGUGUCCCUAUCUGCGGCAGUAUGUGUGUCCCCUGUGCGGGGCCACGGGGGCCAAAGCGCACACCAAACGCUUCUGCCCCAAAGUGGACAGCGCAUACAGCUCGCUGUACACCAAGUCCAAGCGCUAAGCGCCCCACAGAAGGCAAAACUCGUUGUUUUUCUAACCAUUUAGUUUGAUUUGUGUGUGUUUACUUUAUUUGCAUGCGUGUGAUUGGAGGUUUCAGUUUGGAUGUUUUGUCUAGACAGUUUUUAAAAAGUGUGUUCUUGUUCUGUGUUUGCUGUAAAACAUUUGAAUGUGAUUUAAAACAAAAAGCAAAAGUUCGUUUUGGUUUUUUAUUUCUAACCUAAGAUGUUCCAACGAACCACAAAACUUGCCUAAACCAUUUUAUUCUACAACAAUCCAGUUGGUACGGAGCCCCUCUGAUGACAUGGUCCCACUCCCAAAAAUAAAUAAAUUGAGGCCACGAAAUGGCUAUAACGUGCCCACGAAAUACGUAUUUGCGUGGGCACGUAUUACGAAACAGCUAUAACGUGGACACGAAUUGUGCAUUUGUGGUAACGAAAUAACGUUCAUAUUUUCUCAAUAUCUAUAUCAGACAUCAAGCUAAACAGACAGGGUUAAAGAAAUAUGAUCGACCUUUUUCCCCAUCACUUUCUUUUUUAAAUAGUAAUUAAUAAACAUUCGAUACCAUUACAAUUUCCUUUGAUUUAAUUUUAAAUAAAUAUUUAGAGUGCCCAGGUAGGUAGCACAUAAAAAUGCAAUUUAACGGUUUUCUUAAAGUAGGAACGUUUAACCUGUGCGGCCAGAGCGCUCUCCUUCCUUCUGCUCUGCGUAAACCUGAGCUGGUCACCUACUUGUGCGUAAUCAAAUGUCUGUAGGGAAAAGAUGUAGCCACGAGGUUCACUUUUGCCUCAGACCGACUUAUUGCUGUUUUAUGGUGUGGCUGAAUCUGCGAUCCGCUGCCACGCGGACUGGAACAACAAAUGCUGCAGUAGCAUAAGUUGUGGUCAGGUUCGGAGUCACUGGCUGGAGCGGACCCGACCUUAAUACAUCAUCCCAAAAUAGAAGCUAAUAUCUUAAUUUGACCUGAAAUGAAAAAUGUUAUAAAACCUCUUAAAAGUUUUUAUCACAGAGGAGGCAGCGCUCAUGUCUGUCUUCAGUCUGACUGUGCACCG
Messenger RNA from Nothobranchius furzeri (turquoise killifish), 3841 nucleotides. The record is from RefSeq and is a predicted model, not a curated record. Lineage: Eukaryota; Metazoa; Chordata; Actinopteri; Cyprinodontiformes; Nothobranchiidae.